AUGCUCUUUACUCCUUCGCGGAAUGAGCAAACCGAUUUGAUGGGAAAUUAUUCUUGUUUUGAAGAGCACUAUUUAGCUCGAUACGAAGAAAUCAGUGAGCAAAUGGAACAAUAUGCUGUUUGUAAUGAAGACCUAAAUGAAAUUGGACAUCAUUUAGAUGAAUGUGAUGAUGAUGCUUUUGAUACUAUAGCACCUGUCACACAAAAUGUUGAACGACAAGAUCAGGAUCAAGGAUGUGUUGAUACACAUCCUGAUAUAAACGAAACGUUUGAUCAUCUGGCAGACAAUUUGGGCAUACCGUCUUCUUUACCAAAUAAUGAGCCGUUGAUUUUAAAUGAAAUGCAAGAUAACGAAUAUCGAACCUUAGUUCAGCUCCUAAAUAAGAAGCAAAGAGAAUUCUUCUAUCUUGCUCUGCAUUUGAUAAAAACGUCAGAAAAGCCAUUUUACGCAUUUCUUAGUGGAAGUGGAGGUGUCGGAAAGUCUCACCUUAUUAAAUCGAUAUACCAGGCAGCAUUGAAGUAUUACAAUUCACGAGCAGGGGACGAUUUUCAUCGUAUUCAUAUAUUAUUGCUUGCUCCAACAGGAAAAGCUGCAUAUCUUAUAAAAGAUAACACGAUUCACAGUGCCUUGCGCAUUCCAGCCAGUCAAUCAUUGAAAAAUUAUAAACCAUUGGAUUCUGGAAGACUGAAUACGAUGAGAUGCGAACUAAGUUCAUUAAAGUUAAUAUUGCUUGAUGAGAUAUCAAUGGUUGGCAACAGCAUGUUCACCAUUCAAUUGAACAACCGUUUGAAAGAUUUAAAAGGUAGUAAAGAAGAUUUCGGUGGUGUCAGCAUAAUCACAAUAGGUGACUUAUUUCAACUCAAACCUGUAAUGGAUGGUUACAUAUUUACAGAUGUUCAGUCAUUAAGUUCUUAUGAUGUUUUUGCCCCGAACUUAUGGAGAAAAUAUUUUAGAAUGUUUGAGCUUGAUGAAAUCAUGCGACAGAGAGAAAGCAAGAUUUUUGCAGAGAUACUUAAUCGACUUCGUGAAGGUAAUCAUACUCCGAGUGAUCUACAAAAACUAAAGGAAAGAUGUAUUGAAGAGAGUGCUUGUCCCAGAGAAGCCCCACGUUUAUUCAUUCAAAAUGCUUUAGUUGAUGAAUACAAUGAUAUAGUUUAUCAAUCAUUUGAUUGUCAUGAUAAAUACAUAAUCAGGGCACAAGAUAGCGUAAUUGGAGCCUGUUCAGCUGAACUGAAAGAAAAGAUAAUGAGACAAAUACCACAUGUUCCUUUAAAAAAUUCAAAACAGUUGGCUUAUAAACUGCAUUUUGCUGUCGGACAACGAACAGAAAUUGCGGUGAAUAUACACACUGAUGAUGGUCUGACAAACAGUGCAAGUAAUGUCAUUAAGCAUGUUCAAUUGACUGAUAAUAGUAAACCUUCUGGCAUCGUUUGGGUUCAGUUUGACGACAAAGAUGUUAGAAAGAAAACCCGACAAGAAAAUAGAAUUCUCUAUGCUUAA
Molecule: messenger RNA, 1500 nt
Organism: Dendronephthya gigantea
Lineage: Eukaryota; Metazoa; Cnidaria; Anthozoa; Malacalcyonacea; Nephtheidae
Product: ATP-dependent DNA helicase PIF1-like
Exons: 1
Coding region: 1-1500 (499 amino acids)
Biological process (GO): telomere maintenance; DNA repair
Molecular function (GO): DNA helicase activity
Source: RefSeq, a predicted model, not a curated record